Messenger RNA from Megalops cyprinoides (Indo-Pacific tarpon), 1388 nucleotides. It is a transcript of the gene map2k6, whose product is annotated as mitogen-activated protein kinase kinase 6. Gene Ontology annotation, molecular function: ATP binding; MAP kinase kinase activity. The record is from RefSeq and is a predicted model, not a curated record. Lineage: Eukaryota; Metazoa; Chordata; Actinopteri; Elopiformes; Megalopidae. Gene Ontology annotation, biological process: MAPK cascade; protein phosphorylation.
GCGGCGCAGCGUUCCUUGCAGUGCAGUUGCAAAAUUCCCCGUUUCAGCCGGUUUUGCAAGGUGUGCAUUUCUUCUUUCGCUCUCUGCACGGAAACCGGCUGUCCAGAGGAAGAAACGCCUCCAUUGCAUGAAGAUCGCGGCUUGUAUUUUGCAUCUUUGUUGCAAAGCAAGCCGCAGAAGCUCCAAAGCGAGGAUGGAGGGAGGGAGGGAGAGAGAAGGCAAAGACUUGUGUGCUUCCCCUCCCCCCCAUCAAAGCAAAGGGGAGAUGUCUGUGCCGAAGGGAGGCAAGAAGAAGCCGGGCCUCAAGCUCUCCAAGGAGGUGUUUGCCCAGCCUCCCCCAGCUGCCGCACCCCCGAGAGAUCUGGACUCAAAAGCCUGUGUGACCAUCGGAGAUAAGAACUUUGUGGUGAAGGCUGAUGACUUGGAGCAGAUUGCGGAGUUGGGGCGGGGGGCAUAUGGGGUGGUGGAAAAGAUGAGGCAUGUUCCUAGUGGUGUCAUCAUGGCAGUAAAGCGUAUCCGCGCCACCGUAAACACGCAGGAGCAGAAGAGGCUGCUGAUGGACCUGGACAUCUCCAUGAGGACGGUGGACUGCUUCUAUACUGUCACCUUUUACGGAGCGCUCUUCCGAGAGGGCGAUGUGUGGAUCUGUAUGGAGCUGAUGGACACAUCGCUGGACAAGUUCUACAAGCAGGUGAUAGAGAAGGAGAUGACCAUUCCGGAGGACAUCCUGGGGAAGAUCGCUGUAUCGAUUGUCAAGGCCUUGGAGCACCUGCAUAGCAAUCUGUCUGUGAUACACAGAGACGUGAAGCCCUCCAACGUGCUGAUCAACACUCAGGGCCAGGUGAAGAUGUGUGACUUCGGGAUCAGCGGUUACCUGGUGGACUCUGUGGCCAAAACUAUGGACGCGGGGUGCAAGCCCUACAUGGCACCUGAGAGGAUAAACCCUGAGACCAAUCAGAAGGGCUACAAUGUCAAGUCAGACAUCUGGAGUCUGGGCAUCACCAUGAUUGAGCUGGCGAUCCUGCGCUUCCCCUAUGACUCUUGGGGCACGCCCUUCCAGCAGCUGAAGCAGGUGGUGGAGGAGCCCUCCCCCCAGCUGCCAGCCGACCGCUUCUCCCCCGAAUUCGUGGACUUCACUUCCCAGUGCUUAAAGAAGAAUUCUCAAGAGCGGCCAAACUAUACAGAACUCAUGCGACACGCCUUCUUCACCCUCCACGACUCCAAAGACACCGACGUGGCCAGUUUCGUCAAGAUCAUCCUAGGGGCCUGAGGGCGGGGCCUCCCCAAAACCCCACCCACCCCCACACUCACAGCUCCGCCCACUCACCGGUGGGAGGCAGGACGAUAUAACAAAAGCACUAACUGCAAACCAGACACCCGCAGGUAGA